Myxocyprinus asiaticus (Chinese sucker) is the source of this 3914-nucleotide messenger RNA. RefSeq names its product dnaJ homolog subfamily C member 10-like. The transcript has 23 exons. Bases 902 to 3280 code for a protein of 792 amino acids. The record is from RefSeq and is a predicted model, not a curated record. Lineage: Eukaryota; Metazoa; Chordata; Actinopteri; Cypriniformes; Catostomidae.
CAUUUAAAAACUUGUGUAAGUCUAGGGUGUGAGAGCAAGUCUAUAAAAUGGUAUACACUCAUAAAAUGUUAUCUUCAUGAAACCAAAGUGUAUAUUCUCCUCUCUAGGAUUGUACUGUUCAACCAGAGUAAUGGCUUAUGAGUCUUUGCCCUUCUCUGACCCCUGUGAGGUAAGCUCCAUGGGUUGUGGUGUAGAAGUUCACAUGUGUAGCUUCACCAGCAAACAACACCUGUAGAUGCUUCAAAGACAGAAAACAGACAGAGAAUCAUUUUACCAUUGCUUGGAAAUUGUAAUCUGCUAAUUAUCUAUUAUACUGUUAUACAACUUUAAUAAGAAUAUCAGGACAUGUGUCUGUUUGUAAUAUUUAACAGAUAUGAAUGACUAAAAAGACAAAAUGUUUGAACACAAAAGGAGAUGUUAAGCAGAAUAUUAGAGACUGAUAGCCUCAGUCAACAUUCACUUACAUUGCACCUUUUUUCUCUUCAUACAACCUGGUGUGGAAAGUGAACACGUCAGUGUUUACAGAGGGUGGAGCAACUUCAUACUUUCUCUUGACAUCUCUGACAUACAGACAGACUUUAGGUCUCAUAGUUUAGGUCACAAUUGUAUAAGAAGAAUUAGCUGAUCCAGACCCACACUCCUUACCAGUUGGUGGCAGUGAAUGCCAACCACCAAAAAACUGCAGAAGAGGAAGACUUCUGGUGGCUUGUUGCUCUCCUUCUACUGCUUGCUUCACGCUGUUAUUGUCACCGGUGUCUGUCCUAUAAUAAAAGCAUGAAUUAGAGCACUGCUGCUUGAUUAUUGUAGAGUAUUCAAAAAAAGGUGCCUUUGUUGAGGAUGAGCAUCAGAUUCCUGUAAGCAAUCCUUCACCAAAAAUCUGCACCAACUACAGCCUUCAACGAUGGAGAUGUUCCAGAAUCAUCAAAGACCUUCAAGGAGAACUUUGGUGUUUGCCUUCAUCGCAUUAUGGCUGUUUGUUGCCAUUUCCUCCGAUGAGGAUUACUACAAGUUGUUGGGUAUUUCGAGAGAGGCAGGCACUCGAGAGAUCCGGCAGGCCUUCAAAAAGCUCGCUCUCACAAUGCAUCCGGACAAAAACCCUAACGAUGAAACGGCCCACGACAAAUUCUUGAAGAUCAAUCGGGCCUACGAGGUGUUGAAGGAUGAGGACUUGAGGAAGAAAUAUGACAAGUAUGGAGAGAAGGGCCUGCAAGAUGAACAACAGGGAGGAAGAUAUGAAAGCUGGAACUAUUACAGAUAUGAUUUUGGAAUUUAUGACGAUGAUCAAGAAAUUACUACACUAGACAGAGGGGACUUUGAUGCAGCAGUAAAUUCUGGGGAAGUCUGGUUUGUUAAUUUCUAUUUCCCACGCUGCUCGCACUGUCACGAACUUGCCCCCACGUGGCGGGAGUUUGCUAAGGAGAUGGACGGUGUGAUUCGGAUCGGCGCAGUGAACUGUGGUGAUAAUGGCAGACUGUGCCGUAGUAAAGGCAUUAGCAGCUACCCCAGCCUCUAUGUGUUCAGAGCUGGAAUGAAUCCAGAGAAGUACUAUGGCGACCGAUCGAAAGCAAGCCUCACCACGUUUGCAAUGCAGUUUGUGCAGAGCAAAGUGACGGAACUGUGGCAAGGGAAUAUCUUCACUGAGAUCAAUAGAGCGUUUACUGAAAAAAUUGGCUGGCUGAUAACGUUCUGUGCAGACACUGGGGAUUGUCUGGAGGCUCAGACAAGACGGAAGCUCGCUGGAAUGUUGGAUGGUCUGGUAAAUGUGGGAUGGAUGGAUUGCUCCAAACAGGCAGAUCUGUGUGACAGCUUUGAGAUCACCACUAGCACGACAGGCCUCUUUCCCCCUGGCAGUUCCCUUGCUCAGAAAGGCAGCGUAUUGUUUAUCCAGAGUUUGGAUACUAAAGAAAUAUAUGCACAAGUAUUGAAGUAUCUGCCUGACCUUGAGAUUCUUACAAAGGACAGCUUUGAGCAUAAAUUGGCUCAUCACCGGUGGCUCAUUAGCUUCUCCUUUGGACACAAUGAUCUGGCAUCACAUGAAUAUAAAAAACUCAAAGCUCUUCUGAAAGAUGCGCACAUACAGGUGGGAAAGGUGGACUGUAUCUCAGAUUCAGAGCUGUGCGCUUCUCUGUAUAUUCAGAAGCCCUGUGUGGCUGUUUUUAAAGGGGUUGGAAUUCAUGAUUUUGAGAUUCACCAUGGUAAGGAUGCCCUGUAUAACAUUGUGGCCUUUGCAAAAGAUAGUGUGAAUUCCCAUGUCACCACUCUGAGACCUGAGAACUUCCCCAAUCGUGAGAAAGAGCCCUGGCUGGUUGACUUCUUUGCACCUUGGUGUCCACCAUGUCGAGCUGCUCUCCCUGAACUAAGGAAAGCCUCCAUCCAGCUCUUUGGACAGUUGAAAUUUGGGACUCUGGACUGUACUGUGCAUGAGGGGCUCUGCAGUAUGUACAACAUUAAUGCAUAUCCAACAACUGUGAUCUUCAACAAGUCCAGUAUCCAUGAGUAUGAGGGCCAUCACUCUGCAGAUGGCAUCCUGGAGUUUAUAGAGGACCUGGUGAAUCCUGUAGUGGUGACUUUGAGCCCAGAGUCUUUCCAGGAGAUGGUGAAGAGACGAAAGUCCACAGAGACAUGGAUGGUUGAUUUCUAUGCCCCAUGGUGUGGCCCAUGCCAGGCGCUGCUGCCUGAGUGGAGGAGAAUGGCGCGGAUGCUGAGUGGGGUUAUAAAUGUGGGCACAGUCGACUGCCAGCAUCACCACUCAUUUUGUCAGGGUGAGAAUGUGCAAGCUUAUCCAGAGAUACGCCUCUUCCCUCAGAAUAGCAACCGCAGAGACCAAUACCAAAGUUACAAUGGAUGGCAUCGGGAUGCCUUUUCACUCAAGACUUGGGCAUUGAGCUCUCUACCUCGGGCCUCAGUGGAUCUGUCACCUGAAGACUUUAAGAGAAAAGUUUUGGGAGGAAAGGAUCACUGGGUGUUAGAUUUCUAUGCUCCAUGGUGUGGCCCCUGCCAGCACUUUGCCCCAGAGUUUGAAGUUCUUGCCAGGAUGAUGAAGGGUACUGUGAGAGCUGGCAAAGUGGACUGUCAGGCACACUACCAGACCUGUCAGAGUGCUGGCAUCAAGGCUUACCCAAGUGUCAGGUUUUACCCGCAUCUGGGCACUCCACGGCGAGAUCAGGGUGGAGAACACAUUAACAGCAGAGACUCCAAUGUCAUUGCAGACAUUGUGCGACAGCGACUCCAGCAGCUAGCCACACAGGGAAAGUCCUCCAAACUCAAAGAUGAACUGUAAGACUUCAACCAUCUUUCAAUACACAGAAACUCUUGCCUGUGGAAUGAUAACGCACACGCAAAAGGAAGGACUCUUUGAUGAGAGAAAGAUUUGUUUGAGUUUGUUUACUGCCAAACAGACUGUAGAGAGAGUGACUUCACCUCAGCUGCUUCAAAGAGGGUUCGAAGAGGAAAUCACAGUGGAUUUUCAGGACUCAACAAACACCUCCAAAUGUGUUAUUGAUGCAAGACAAGGUCACCACAGUGCAAUUUAUUUAUGACUGUCCAUAAUAUAUGAAUGUGCUGUUAAAAAUGACUGAAUCUUUAUUUCUUGUAUUUAUAACUAACAAUAGAUGCAUUUGUCCAGUUGCAUAAAGUUUUGUUGUAUUUUUCUUAGUAAAAUGCAAUUUAGAGUUCUGUUCAACUUCAGAAGGCUCUUUUAUUGUCUUUUUCUAGAAUACAUUCUAGUUCUCAUUCUGUCAAAGUUGCCAAAUCAUGGAGUAUUUUGUAGAAAGCAUAAAACUACACUGGUUAGAGUGGAUUCUUGGUAAACUCUGUAGUUUAAUUUAAUUUUUUUCUGCACUAUUUUGUAUUUUAUUUCCCAGCAGUCAUAUGUGUUUGGAGAGAUCCAUUGUAGAAUAAACCUCUUCACUUUC